AGCAAAAGUUGGAAAUGACAAAGCUCCUAGCUUCAUUUUUCUAUGUUGUCCUCUUUGUCUCGAUUGCAUCAGGUGAGAGGUUUGUUCCUGUGAUACAUGAAGAAGGACUAUGCACAGUUGAUAUUGGUGUUAACAUUUGCGCCCCAUUUGAUCAUGAAGAACGAUGUAUGGAGCCAUGCAUUCAAGCAACUUCCGCUCGGGUUACCGUAGCGACGUGUGAAGUACGUGAAGAUCUUUCUACAUUUUGCCAAUGUAUAAUUGUUUGCCAUGCCAAACACAUAGUAAAUCAAGAAAAGAACUUGAAGAUUGCAGCAUCACCUGCACCUUAUUGAUGUUUUGGAUCCAAAUAUCCUAACUUUUUAGGAAUGAUGCAUAGUUAUUAUUGUAAGAAAAAUGAUGGUUUGACUAGACUUUC
Molecule: messenger RNA, 415 nt
Organism: Nicotiana tabacum (common tobacco)
Lineage: Eukaryota; Viridiplantae; Streptophyta; Magnoliopsida; Solanales; Solanaceae
Source: RefSeq, a predicted model, not a curated record